UGCGAGGGGCAUAAAAUCUAACCUGAAAAAUACGAACCAUUAUCCAGGCGGUGUCAAAGUUAAGAAUCGAAUUCCAAAGUGCAAUUUUCUUCCAGGUUGGCGUCGUUGAGCAAUGUCUGCUCCUAGUCUCGAGGGCAACCUCUUCUUCUCCCCCCUCACAGAAUCCUCCCAAAAAUAGAAAGCUUAGGAGGCAACAAAGGAUAGGAGAUUACCCCAUUUCUCUUCUUUUUUGCGUUUCCCGUGGCCGUAUCAUGCCCAGGCUCGUGGAUUGGUGCUGGUUCAUUUUCCUCUGGCGAAAUUGGUUUCGGGCCGCCAAGAAUCGGAGAGGCGUCCAGAUUCGGCAACAGGAAGCAUCCACGAGCCUCGACUAUUAUCUUGUCGAAUUGGGCCAACAUUUUGGGGAAAUCACCUCAACAGAUUUUGGUCUCAAGAUCAGCACUUUGGGGAGGAGAACCAAGCGAGGGAUUGGUGCUCGAUCCUUGGGCGCUAUUGAGGUGCCAAUCCCCAUCGGGGAGCAAUGGCCGGUUCAGUGAGGAAUUAGGGAUCAAUUAAGCGAGCAAAAUAUAUAGGAUGAGGUGGCCGAGGAGCAGAUUGAAAUGGCUCCUCAGCGCAUGCCUCAUUUCUCUCCUGCUCCUCACGCUCACAGACUGUGACGGGCUGCGGCUCGUCGCCGCAGUCAGGAAGAACUCAUUGUGGCCACCACCAUCUCCCCCUCCAUCUCUUCCAAGCCGAAUAGGUGAUGAAUUGGUGGAACAAUUAUGGGUGAAUUGUGGUUUAGACAGGAUAGUUCUUCACAGUGUUAAAAAUCAGUCUUAUUACACCUAUCUAUGCAACAUUAUCAGCAAUUCAUACAGAACAAAUGAAAAGAUCAAGGAACGAAUGACCACUACUUUGUCAGCAGAAGUUGCCAAUACUUUUCUGGACUGCUUAAGUGAGCAUAGUUUCCCUUUACCACGAGGUGUCUCUGGGAACAAGCAGGAGGAUGACGAAGAGUCAGGAAUUCCCAGCUCCAAUAAUUUCAGUCCCCCUUUUUCAUCAAGAAGAAGAUAUCUACUUGAACAAACUUCAACAACACAAUAUUCUUUGUCACAGCCAGAAAAAGUUGCAAUUACGAGUGUUUUGUCUUCCGAAGCAGAGACUCGUCCACUAGUCACAACUAUUAAAAAGUCUUCUAAAUCAGGGGCAGCGGACGAUGAUUCUGGUUCUACUGUUGUCUUGGCAGUCGGUGCUAUCGCAUUGGUGGCUAUUAUCGGUCUGGUCUUCUGGGCUUGCCGUGGAAGCGAAGAUUUAACAUCACCAUAUGAUGAUAAACCACUCCUGAGUUUGAGCGACCUAUCAGGUUCUUCUCGUAAGUCUUGCGCUACCCCGAUCGAUGUCAGUAGGUUGGGAGCAUUGCCACGCAGUCCAUCAUCUGAGAGCAAACAGACAGAUGAAUUUUCAUCGGUACAGCCAUCCAGGAAGUUGCAUACAGCACAGCCAUCCAGGAAGUUGAAGUCAGCAGGAGCGAUGUCAAUGAAGCAAGAACUGAUCGAGAGACACAGCAGGAUGGCCUCGCACGAAAUAACGACCAUCGCUGGACAACCAACAGUCGCUAACUCCACAGCAGAGAAGGCUGGAGUUUCUUCUGCUACCAGCAGCACAGUUGCACCUGCAGGUCCACCACCACCACCACUUCCAGAUUUUCAUCAGAAGGCUACUCCACCUCCUCCUCCAAAUCCACAGGCUCCUGGCACACCACCUCCACCACCUGCACCCGGUGUACCACCUCCACCACCACCACCAGGUGCACCUGCACCACCACCACCACCACCACCAGGUGCCCCUGCACGUGCAUCUGCACCACCACCACCACCAGGUGCCCCGGCACCUGCACCUGCACCUGCACCACCACCACCGCCACCAGGUGCACCUGCACCACCACCACCACCAGGCGCAGCAGCAGCACCAGCAGCUCCAGUACCACCUCCAAAGCCAGGCGCUGCACCUUCUCCAGGGCCACCACCACCUCCUGCUCCAAGGGCUGCCGGAGCCGGACCUGGACCUCCACCACCACCGCUAAAAGGUGGACCACCUGGAGCUGGACCUCCGCCACCAGCAAUGCCUGGUGGUCCAAAAGGACGUGGACCGCCGCCGCUUAAGAAGGCAGGAGGUGCACCUCCAAUUGCAGAUUCUUCAAAAACAAAGUUGAAACCCUUCUUCUGGGAUAAAGUCACUGCAAGUGCAGAUCAAGCAAUGGUGUGGGAUCAAAUUAAAGCAGGAUCCUUCCAGUUUAAUGAGGAGAUGAUCGAAACUCUUUUUGGUUGCAACCCUGUUGACAAGAAAGGUAAUGAUGGCAAAAAGGAGCCAGCAAAGGAGGUUCCUCAAUUUGUUAGGAUACUCGAUCCUAAAAAGGCACAAAAUUUAGCAAUAUCACUGAAGGCACUCAGCAUUUCAGCUGAAGAUGUACGUAUAGCAGUUACAGAAGGGCACGAACUCCCCUCCGAUUUGAUACAAACCUUGCUAAGGUGGACUCCAACUAGCGAUGAGGAGCUACGGCUUCGACUAUAUACCGGAGAGAUGACUCAACUUGGUCCUGCAGAGCAAUUCUUGAAGACCAUCAUUGACAUCCCUUACAUUUUCCAGCGCCUGGAGGUGCUGCUUUUGAUGGCCAGUUUGCCGGAAGAGGCUGCGGGUGUAAAACAGUCAUUUGAAACCUUAGAGGUGGCCUGCCAAGAGCUUAGGUACAGCCGUCUUUUCAAGAAGCUACUGGAGGCGGUACUUAAAACAGGCAACCGGAUGAAUGAUGGUACCUUUCGAGGGGGAGCGCAGGCCUUCAAACUUGACACCCUUCUGAAGCUUGCUGAUGUUAAGGGGCUAGAUGGCAAGACAACGCUGCUGCAUUUCGUCGUCCAGGAGAUCAUCCGCUCGGAGGGUGUCCGCGCUGUGCGGGCUGCAAAGGAGCAGAACAGCAGCAUCUCAAGUGUGAGCAGUACCGACGAUCUCACCGAGGAUGUCAGCGACGACACAGAGCACUACAAGCAGUUGGGCCUUAAUGUGGUUUCCAGCCUGGGGGAUGACCUCCAGAACGUCCGCAAGGCAGCAAUCUUGGACGCGGAUGCGCUAACCAUCACGGUGGCGAGCCUAGGGCAUAGGCUGGUGAAGGCGAACGAGUUCCUGAACACGGGCCUGAAGAGCUUGGACGAAGAAAGCGGGUUUCAGUGCAAGCUGGUCCAGUUCAUAGAGCAGACCCAGGUGCAGGUGACCCACCUGUUGGAGGAGGAGAAGAAGCUGCGGGCGCUGGUGCGCUCCACCGUGGAUUACUUCCACGGCAGCACCGGAAAGGACGAGGGCCUGCGUCUGUUUGUCGUCGUGCGUGAUUUCCUGGCGAUUCUGGACAGGGUGUGCAGGGAGGUGAAAGAGGCAGCAGCCAAAGCAGCCGCUGAAAAAAAGAAGGCAGCGGCAGCAGCAGCACCAGCGCCAGCGGCAAGGGGCAAGCAGCCAUCGCAGUCAUCGCUCUCCUUCCGCGACCCUCGGCAGCAUCUGAAGCCGGCGAUCCAAGGCCGGAGGGCCAAGGCACAAAGCAGCUCCAGCUCCUCUGAUUCUGAUGACUGACAGGCACAUACAUAGCUGCCUAGGCUAGCUACAUCAAUAUAUCAUGUCAAAGGUACCUCAUGCAUGGACGACAACAGCAUAUGUAUACCUAGGCAGGAAGGAACGGCUUUGACCUUUACUAUGUAUGUAUGUAUGUGUAUGUAUCAUUCUUCAUCUCAUGUCCACUUGUUAGAGCGAUGGGGGAUGAGAUCGCAGCAUAGGUAGCAGGCUAGUCAAGGAAUGUGGAUGGUAGGUCAGUUCAAUUGGUUGCUUGUAAUCUAAUGUCAUGUAUCUAUCUACUUUUACUUAGUUUUCUUUUCCCCACUAAUUAUACCUGGUUGUCUAUUUCUA
Brachypodium distachyon (stiff brome) is the source of this 3921-nucleotide messenger RNA. RefSeq names its product formin-like protein 18. The record is from RefSeq and is a predicted model, not a curated record. The transcript is spliced from 7 exons. Gene Ontology annotation, biological process: actin cytoskeleton organization; actin nucleation. The coding region runs from base 571 to 3591 and encodes 1006 amino acids. NCBI's taxonomy places the organism in Eukaryota, Viridiplantae, Streptophyta, Magnoliopsida, Poales, Poaceae. Gene Ontology annotation, molecular function: actin filament binding.